AUGGUGCAUAGUUUGUUGAUUGUUGUAGGUCUGUUGCUUAUGUUCACCAAAGAGAUGGGUAAAUAUAUUAUCGAAGAUUGUGCAAAGCACGGACGACAAUAUGGCAAUGUAGUGGAACACGUUCUGCCCAAGAAGUACCGAUGGCCGAAUGCGACGAUACCGUACAUUUUUGAUGGAGAUUUCGAGGACAUUCAAUUAUCAAACAUACGAGGAGCAAUGGCAUUGUUGACUACCCGUACUUGUUUGCAAUUUAAAGAACGAACCUCCGAAAAUCACUAUCUUUUCAUAACGAACAAACUCGAAACAGGUUGUUGGGCAGAUACGGGUCGCCAACCACGCGGUCCAACGUACAUGAACCUUCCGCAACAGUGCACCCAUCGGUCUGGUACGAUUCUGCACGAGUUACUGCACGUGAUCGGCUUCCUGCACCAACAUACUCGACCCGAUCGCGAUCACUAUCUGUGCGUUUUGUACGACAACAUACUAGCUCAUCCGGUGGCCCUGUACAAUUAUGAAAUUGUUCAUCCUUGGACCGAGCUCACAUUUCCUUUGCCGUACGACUUUGAAAGUAUUAUGCACUACACACCGGAUAUGUAUAGUGUCGCACCGGGUCGGUUACCUACCAUGGUAACAAGACAUCCUUGGGGUAUGAACACGAUAGGCCAACGCGACCGACUAACAGACCAUGACGUACUAGCAAUACAGUUUCUUUACUGCGUUUAA
This is a messenger RNA of Anopheles maculipalpis, 723 nucleotides long. Its product is annotated as high choriolytic enzyme 1-like. Bases 1 to 723 code for a protein of 240 amino acids. Gene Ontology annotation, molecular function: metalloendopeptidase activity; zinc ion binding. Gene Ontology annotation, biological process: proteolysis. The transcript is spliced from 3 exons. Lineage: Eukaryota; Metazoa; Arthropoda; Insecta; Diptera; Culicidae. The record is from RefSeq and is a predicted model, not a curated record.